AGCCCGUAAUGGACUUACCUGGCACAGGUGCGGGGCUGUAAACGUUGACCUCACAUGGGUUAACCCAACUACUAGUAGGGUGACGGGUCGCGGACGCCUGACCAUACUGUUGAGCAGCUGACGGUCAGCUGACUCCCGUCUGUUAUCUGCUGACACCUUGAACUGCAAGUGCUCAGUAUACGAUGAACCAGGAGUUGAGGAAGAAGGUACUUAUGUGCUUCAAACAGUUGCAUCGUACACGCUUGACUGUGUUCCAGGGGGACACAACUGCACUUGCCGAGGCUCGCGAGAAAAUCAAUACUGAAUUUGCAAAGAAUAAACACGUGUCCAGUGCUGAUGCAGUAGAAGAGCUCUUAACAUUUGGGCAACAAGUGGAGCAAGUACUACGGACAACUGUUAUACAAGCUGUAAGGAAAGAAAAUGGACAUUACAGUGCAAGAAUUCUUAAAGAUACCACUAGACUUGACAGCAAGCCUUACCAGCCGAUGCCAGAGACUAUGAUUGGACCAUUCAAGAAGAAAAAGACAAAAUGUAGUGAUUAGAAGAUAUUAAAACCAUUUUGUCUGUGUGAAAAAUGCAAUUGGAAUAUUUUCCUGCAUAGUUAACAAAACUAAUGUAUAAAGUGUGAAGAAAUAAAGAUUUAAUUAAAGGUA
Procambarus clarkii (red swamp crayfish) is the source of this 653-nucleotide messenger RNA. NCBI's taxonomy places the organism in Eukaryota, Metazoa, Arthropoda, Malacostraca, Decapoda, Cambaridae. The record is from RefSeq and is a predicted model, not a curated record.